Clupea harengus (Atlantic herring) is the source of this 2756-nucleotide messenger RNA. RefSeq names its product gasdermin Ea (gene gsdmea). Gene Ontology annotation, cellular component: cytoplasm. NCBI's taxonomy places the organism in Eukaryota, Metazoa, Chordata, Actinopteri, Clupeiformes, Clupeidae. Gene Ontology annotation, biological process: programmed cell death. The record is from RefSeq and is a predicted model, not a curated record.
GACCACAGUAUACUGACAUUCCUAACUAAUGGACCACCUCAGUGUUGAUUCUUGGCCAGUAAAAGGACUAGCCUGGUCAUGCUUGCGAUGAUGCAAAAGUCCACUCAUAUGAUUCCUAUUAUGUCGAAGGCGGGUCAACACCGAACUCAGGCUUUCAUCGUGUAGGCGGUAGCCUAUAUAACUUCAACACAAGUACAGGACUUGGGUCAGACUUUGCAUUUAGCUUUUAAUGAAGAGGGUUUGGAAAAACUGGAUUUACUUCACCGAAAAGUUCGAAAACAAACUUUGCAUGGACAAGCCGGUCAAAUAAGUAAGUGUGUCUUGGUUCAUGGUAUGUAGAAAACGGCCUGUUAAUUUUGCGUUCAUAGGUUUAGCGAAACGCCUCUCAGACGAAAACUAUCGUCUUCAUCGUUUUUAAAAAACAAAAGAAAACACUGGUCUCAUCUCACGAAUGAGUUUUGCUUUUAUGCUACGCGAGUGAUCCCAUCUGGGUCUAUAACGGAACGUGCCGAUCUGUGACGCAGAAAUCUGCCUCGCGUGGUCACCCUCUCUCUGUACAAAAAGGCGACUCUUUCCAGUCACACAGAUGUUUGCCAAGGUAACGCGUCACCUGGUCAGCGAGACAGACCCUGACGGCUCUCUGCUUGCGGUCUCACGCCUCAUAGACUCGGACAAGCUGAAGCCACUGGGUGUGGUCUUGAAAAGCCAGAAUAGAUGGCCAUGGCAAAGACCCAAAUACAGACCCACUGACUUCACCCUCACACAGAUCAUACAAGGGAGAAAAACUCUUCGGCCAGUGCUGGCCAAAUCCGACUUCUUGAACUAUGAGGGCACCUAUGCUGGGACCCUGGGUGGGACUGUGAGCACUGAGGUAGGAGGACUCAGUCUUAAAGCAGAGGGACAGGGGUCUUCAAAGCUUCACUCCUCACUGGGCAGACUCCACAAAGAGGCGGUGGACAUUCACAGACUGAUGAAGGACUCCAAAGACAGGUUGGUGGACCUGGAGCACCCUCUAGUGAAGCAGUCAUUAUGGAAGAGGAAGGUGAUGACUGUCCUGAAGCGGCGCAUCUUAACCUCCAAAUCCUGCUCUGUCAGGUACCAUGGGCUUGGAGCUGGCAGCUGUGGGGCCAUGUUGUCUAUACUGAAGACUGCCCGCCUGCAGGUGAGCGUGAAUGAGAAUUCCACUCUCCAAAUGGACAGUGAUGUUUCCAUGGAGAUCCCUGCCAACACAGUCCUGGCCUACAGUGUCAUUGAGCUCAGAAUAAAGAGGAACGGCCAAUAUGAGCUUUGCUUGCAGGCUGAUGUUCAGGGCGGAUUUGACAGGGAUGUUGGGAGGGUCGAGGAUGACAGCGGUGCUUCACAGAGUGAGGUCGACGGCCAUGUUGGGAGGGUCGAGGAUGACAGCGGUGCUGCACAGAGUGAGGUCGACGGCCAUGUUGGGAGGGUCGAGGAUGACAGCGGUGCUUCACAGAGUGAGGUCGACGGCCACUUGGAGGAGACUAACCCAGGAAUGCCAGCGGGAGAUUUUCUCAGCACACAGAAAACAUGUUUGUUUGCACAGUUAACAGAUCUAAAAGAAGACCUGGGUGUGUUGUCUCAUUUGGACGCUGUUUCCCGCUCCUCUCUCCUCUCUCUGAUCGGCUCCUCUCUCCUGGACACAGACUUCCUCAACGCACUGGAGGAGAGGUUAGAUGACUGGUGUUCAGGGGAAGUUGCUGACAUAUCUGAGUGUCAGGACCAGAGGGUCCAGGCCAUCUUGAAUCUGCUAGAGUCUGUAUUAGCCAAUCAGGACACAACUCAUCAAGGACUGUCACGUCACAAUGGCAAACAUGCACUUCCUCCAGACCAUGAGGCUGGAUCCAGUUGUGCCUCGGCCAAUGGGUCACCAGUAGCCCGUGAGCAGCAGGCCGAUGGGCUGCUCAUAGGCCAGGCUCUGCACCUGCUGGUCAGCGCUUUACUGGAGUUGAGAAGUGACUGCUUGGACCGGAUAAAGUCUUGCUUGUCCUCUGGUUUGCUGCCUCCUCUCAGCCAACUAAUGGAUCAUCUGAUGAAGUCCCAGCCCUUCCCGUUGGACGGCGUGCCCCACCUCCUGCAGUGUGAGGAGGCGUUCCACAGGGUGGAGUCACUCUUCCACUCCGCCAGUCUUCAGCUGCUCAGACAGGCAGACAAGCUGCUGCUGCUGGAGUCGAAGGAGGCAGCUGGUUUCCAGGCACUAACCAUGUGCAUUGCUGUCCAAGGCCUAGCUCGUCUGACCUCUGCGUACGAGUAGAAACUUGUGUGUGUAUGUGCCUGGAACAUGAGUCCGUAUCAGACCACUAAGAGUUGUUUCAUCGUUAUCCUCCUCAAGGAUUGAUAAAAAUUACAUUUAUAAGUGAAAUAUAACCAAAUGUUUACACAAAAAUAUGCAUCCUUGCUGAAUACACCAGAGCUGUGGUUUUAAUAAUAUAUGCCAAAAUUGCCAAUAUCUUAAUGUUUACACUAUGCAAACAGUAUUUAAUGUUUACACUAUGCAAACAAUAUAGUUUACUGUUCAAGAGCUUAUGAUUCUUGACUUCAGAUUUGCCUUUCCAAGUCUGUUUGCAUGUUUUUACAUUGUAUCUAUGAACAGCAUGGAUGUCUGAACAGGUAUUAGCUUUACAUCAUCUUCAGGUUUUUUAGUUGAGAGAAUGUAGUCUUUUAUAGAUAAAUAUAAGAAAUAUAUAGAUGUAAUAUAUAUGAUAUUAAUAUAUUAAUAAAGGAACAUACUCUUUACCAUA